AUGGAUUUCUGCAAAUUUCCAAAGAAUUUGAAGGAAGUAGUACCGAGGAAUCUAAAGUUGAAGGGUGUGAGAAGAAGAUUAGGCAUGAUGAUGGGUAUGAUGAUUUUGGGUGGCAUGAUGAUGUUGUGGAAAUAUCACAAAAGUUGCUUAAGUUCAGAUAAAAUUAUUUAUUUUUAUGGAUUUACAAAAGAUCCUAAUACUUUGAAAUAUAUGGUAGUAAUGGAUUGUGCAAAUAAAGGUAAUUUAAGAGGAAACUUAAUGAGAGUAAUCAAAAAAAAAUGGAGUCAAAAAUUAUAUAUGUUAUAUGAAAUUAUUUCUGGACUUAAUAAUAUACAUGAACAAAAUCUUAUUCAUUGUGAUUUUCAUGAUGGCAAUAUUUUAGAUCAUAAUUAUGAAGAUAAUGAUAAAAUUUAUGUUAGUGAUUUAGGUUUAUGUCGACCUGUAAAAUCAUUUUUGAAAGAGCAUAGUAUUUAUGGUGUAUUACCAUUUAUGGCACCUGAAGUUUUAAGAGGCAAAUCUUAUACUCCAGCUAGUGAUAUUUAUAGUUUUUCUAUGAUUAUGUGGGAAUUUACAUCUGGUAUACCACCAUUUAACGAUAAAGCACAUGAUAUCCAACUUAGUUUAAGUAUUUGUAAAGGUGAACGUCCUGAAAUUAUUGAAGAUACUCCACAAUGUUAUGUAGAUUUAAUGAAAAGGUGUUGGGAUGAAGACUCAUUAAAUAGGCCAUCUUCUAAAGAAGUUUUAAGUAUUAUUGAAAAUUGGAUUUUUCGUUCUUCAGAUAAGAAAAUUAAAGAUAUUAAUGAAGAAUUAAAAUACAAUAUUAUGGAAUUUAUAAAUGCGCCAAUUGGGCAUAACAAUAAUCUUUCUAAUGAGUCUCAUCCACAGGCAUAUAAUACAAGUCGCUUACUUGGUUUUACUAGUAAAGAAUUGAAUGAAAUUCUUGAAAGUAAAGAUUCACCAGAUUUGGAUGAUUGUAUAGUUUUAUUAGGUGUGUAA
Messenger RNA from Rhizophagus irregularis DAOM 181602=DAOM 197198, 996 nucleotides. The record is from RefSeq and is a predicted model, not a curated record. NCBI's taxonomy places the organism in Eukaryota, Fungi, Glomeromycota, Glomeromycetes, Glomerales, Glomeraceae.